Trifolium pratense (red clover) is the source of this 4357-nucleotide messenger RNA. RefSeq names its product C2 and GRAM domain-containing protein At1g03370-like. The transcript has 9 exons. NCBI's taxonomy places the organism in Eukaryota, Viridiplantae, Streptophyta, Magnoliopsida, Fabales, Fabaceae. The record is from RefSeq and is a predicted model, not a curated record. The coding region runs from base 591 to 3680 and encodes 1029 amino acids.
UUAAUGGAUAUAUACGGUGUAAAUACCAACUAAGCUGCGGCGGAACAGAGAAGAAUACAAUGCUAUUGAAAUUAAAAAAAUAAAAAAUCAAUAAGACCAGAGAAGAGAAGAGAAGAAGAAACAGAGGGAAACCCUUUGGACGAUUAUGAAGAGGGAAGAACCAAAAACACAACCCAUUCGCCUCUCCCUCUCUUUCCAUUUUUCAUAUUCCAAUUUUCCAUUCAUUAUUAUCAUUAUUAUUAAUAUCCUUUUUAUUUAAUUUCCAAUCCUCAAAUUCAUUUCCAUUUAAUGUUUUCUCCAUCAUCCCUAUCCAUCUUUCUAAAUCACCAAUGAUGAAUUUGUAAUAAAAACUACAUUUUGAAUAAGUUUUUGUAAAAAAUAUAGUUUUUUUUUAAAAAAAAUAUUUUUUCAUACAUGUUUUUGAAUGUGCUCGAUCAAUUUGGUUAAUUUUUUCCUAUUUGAUUGUAUUUAAUAAUUAAUGUAAAAUAUUUUGUAAAUAAAUGCAUAUGCAUGUAAUGUGGUGAUUAGAACAAAAACAAAACAAGUUGAGAUUUUUGUGUCAAAGAUUGAUUCUUCUAGGUUGUUUUUAUAUGAUGAAGCUUGUGGUUCAAGUGGUUGAGGCAAAAAAUUUGGUGGGUUUGGAUUCCAAUGGUUUUAGUGAUUUAUUUGUGCGGUUAAAGAUGGGAAAGCAAAAGUUUAGGACAAAGGCGAUAAAGAAGAAUUUGGAACCAAAGUGGAAUGAACAAUUCAAUUUAUGGGUUGAUGAUCUUAAAGAAAAACUUGUUAUCUCUGUCAAGGGUGAAGAUAAGUUCAUUCAUAAUCAUUUGAUUGGAAGAGUUAAAUUCCCAAUUUCACUUGUUUUUGAUGAGGAAAUUAAAUCUCUUGGCAAUGCUUGGUACACUUUGAAACCCAAAAACAAGAAGAAGCACAAGAAUAAAGAAUGUGGUGAGAUUAAUUUGAGUAUAUUCCUUUCUCAAAAUAAUGCAUCUUCAGAACAAAAUGUUUCUAGUGAUCAAUUAUCAAGUCUAAGAAAAUACAGUGAUGCAAGUACAUGUUCUCCUUCGCAAUCAUUUUCGCAAUCAUCCAAUGGCCGUUCAAACUCGUCUUCUCCUGUAAGGGAAGAAAUUACAUCUUCAAAAGAUGAGAAAAAUAGUUCACAAAAAUCGUUUGCUGGCCGACUUUGUCAAAUAUUUAGUAGUAAAGGUUCUGAUGUGUCUUCAAUUUCACCCAGUACAAGCAUGGAAUUGGACCGAUCCGAACCAGAUAAAGUUGAAGUUGACGAUAUCAAAACUGAGGAUCAGUCCCCUAAUGAAACUUUUGAAGAAUCUGUGAAAAAAAUGCAGUCUGCAGAUCAAGGAAGUGAAAUUCCUAGCAAUUUACCUGGAGGGGUUGUUAUGGACCAACUAUAUAUUAUUGCAACGGAAGACUUGAAUGUAUUACUAUUUUCACCCAAUUCAAAUUUUGCCAAAUCAUUAGCAGACAUACAAGGUACUACAGAACUACAAAUGAGUCCUUGGAAGUUAGAGAAUGACAAUACGAGUUUGAAACGAUCAGUUACAUACCUCAAGGCUGCCACAAAAUUAAUUAAGUCUGUCAAAGCCUAUGAAGAACAAACAUAUUUAAAAGCCGAUGAAAAGAACUUUGCUGUUCUGGCAAGUGUUAGCACUCCAGAUGUUAUGUAUGGAAGCACCUUCAAGGCAGAAGUACUUUAUGUGAUCACACCCGGACCAGAGUUGCCAUCGGGAGAGCAAUGUUCACGUCUGGUGAUAUCAUGGAGAAUGAACUUCUUACAAAGCACCAUGAUGAAAGGAAUGAUAGAAAAUGGAGCGCGACAAGGUAUGAAGGAAUCCUUUGAUCAGUAUGCCACUCUGUUAUCUCAGACGGUUAAGCCUGUUGACUCAAAGGAUCUUGGUUCCACCAAGGAACAAGCUUUGGCAUCGUUAAAGGCAGAUCCCCAAUCAGAUUUGAAGUUAGCAAUGCAGUAUUUUGCUAAUUUUACAUUCAUCUCAACUUUCUUAAUGGGGUUGUAUGUUCUUAUCCACAUGUGUCUGGCUGCACCUACCACGAUUCAAGGGCUUGAGUUUUUUGGACUUGACUUGCCAGAUUCAAUUGGUGAAUUUGUUGUUUGUACACUUUUGGUUCUUCAAGGGCAACGCAUGUUGAGUUUGAUCUUACGUUUCAUGCGAGCUAGAGCACGGAAGGGUAGUGAUCAUGGAAUUAAAGCACAAGGAGAUGGAUGGCUACUAACUGUGGCCUUAAUUGAAGGAAGCAAUAUAGCUGCUGUUGAUUCUACUGGACUUUGUAAUCCAUAUGUUGUUUUUACUUGCAAUGGAAAAACAAGAACUAGCUCAAUCAAGUUCAACAAAUCUGAUCCUUUAUGGAAUGAAAUAUUUGAAUUUGAUGCAAUGGAUGACCCUCCUUCUGUGUUGGAUGUGAUAGUUUAUGAUUUUGAUGGACCGUUUGAUGAAGCUGCAUCUUUAGGACAUGCCGAAAUCAAUUUCCUUAAAACAAACAUAUCAGAUCUUGCUGAUUUAUGUGUUUCUCUUGAAGGAAAGUUAGCUCAGGCAUGCCACACUAAAUUGAACUUAAAAAUUUUCUUGGACAACACUAGAGGUGGGAAUGUUGUAAAACACUAUAUAAGUAAAAUGGAGAAAGAAGUGGGGAAGAAGAUUAAUUUGCGAUCUCCUCAAACAAAUUCAGCCUUUCAGAAACUCUUUGGACUUCCACCGGAGGAAUUUCUCAUCAAUGAUUUCACAUGUCAUUUGAAAAGAAAAAUGCCCCUACAGGGCCGUCUAUUUGUUUCAGCAAGAAUACUUGGAUUUCAUGCAAAAUUGUUUGGACACAAGACAAAAUUCUUUUUGCUUUGGGAGGACAUCGAAGACAUUCAGGUCGUUCCUCCUACAUUUUCAUCAAUGGGUAGUCCAAUAAUUGUCAUAACUAUUCGUCAAGGAAGAGGUGUGGAUGCAAAGCAUGGUGCAAAAACACAAGACGAACAAGGCAGACUCAAGUUCCAUUUCCAGUCUUUUGUGUCUUUCAAUGUUGCAAACAGGACUAUCAUGGCUCUCUGGAAGGCCAGAUCUUUGAGUAUUGAACAAAAAGUCCAAUUAGUUGAAGAUGACCCUGAUAAUGAAAGCAUUACUAGUGAAGAGAGUGGAACGUUCCUUGUCAGCGAUGAUAUUAGCAUGUCUGAGGUUCAUUCUUGUGCUCUUCCAGUUCCUGUCAGUUUCUUUAUGGAGUUAUUCAGUGGGGGUGAGUUGGACUGUAGGGUCAUGGAAAAAUCUGGUUGUGUGAGUUAUUCUUAUACCCCUUGGGUAUCCGAGAACAACGAUGUAUAUGAAAGGGCGGUAUAUUACAAAUUUGAGAAGCGUAUUUCACGUUAUAAAGUUGAAGUAACAAGUACUCAACAAAAAUCUCUUUUGGAGGGAAAGGGUUGGCUUGUAGAAGAGGUUAUGAACUUCCAUGGAGUUCCUCUUGGUGAUUAUUUUAAUUUGCACCUUCGCUAUCAAAUUGACGAUUUACUCCCAAAAGGAAAGGGAUGUAAAGUUCAAGUAUUAUUUGGAAUUGAAUGGUUGAAAAAUACAAAACAUCAGAAAAGGAUUACAAAGAACAUUUUAAAAAAUCUACAAGAAAGACUAAAGUUGACCUUUAGUUUAGUUGAGAAGGAGUUUCUUGAAAAAUAGGCAAGGAAUCAUAUUGAAUUUAGCCUUUGUAUAAUCAGAAAUCUAGCUAAUAUUCUCACAGCAUCACAAUCCUAACUCCAGCCACCUAAUAAUUACAAACAUGUAAAACUUGCUAGUGCUAAUAUCUGCAUUUGGUGUUGAUCUCGUGGUCUGAAUGUCAUCUAUGUCGCGUCACUUCAUCUCUUUCAAUGGUGAUAAAAUUACAGCUAAAUGAUGCUGAUCAUUUGGCUAAAAAGAUGUUGAUUCGACUCGGUUAAUGAUUGGAGAUAUUCCUAAUUGUUAUGUUGUAAAUGACAGGUUAGAGUCUAGCAUUGAUAGAAAUCAAAAUUUAGGGUCUUUUGUGUAUUAUAAGUUGGCAUCUGUCAAUAAGAGUCUUGUCCUGUAUGUUGUAUCAUAUAUAGCUACUGAUUUCUUUUCCUCCAAAGUAUAGGAAAUUUUGUAAAAGAAGUUUUGAUGGACAUUACUUGUAAGUGAUUAUUUGGAUAUAGGUACUCCAUCAUGUAUAUCCCAAUUUCCUAUUAGAUUUCAAUUUAUUUUUCAAAACACAAUCAGAAUUAUAUGUAUGUAGGCCUAGCCUACCACAUAUAAGAUGUUUUUGUUAUUAUUUUUGUUAUAAUAACACAAUACGGCCCAUAUUAAUGUAAUUUUUUUAUCAAUAAAAUAGGUUAUAUAGUCCA